AUGAACGACGCAGAGGGUCUCGCCAUCGCAAUCGAGGAGGCCAAGACUGGUGCCUCCGAGGGCGGCGUCCCGAUCGGAGCCGCCCUUGUCUCCGCGGACGGCAAGCUCCUCGGCCGCGGCCACAACCGCCGCGUGCAAAUGGGCUCUGCCAUCCACCAUGGCGAGACCGACGCCCUCUUCAACUCGGGCCGCCUGCCCGGCAAAGCCUACAAGGGCAGCACAAUGUACACGACCCUGUCACCCUGCGACAUGUGCACGGGCGCCUGCCUCCUCUACGGCAUCUCCCGCGUCGUCAUCGGCGAGAACAAGACCUUCCUCGGCGGCGAGGCGUACCUCAAGCAGCGCGGCGUCGAGGUCGUCGUUUUGGACAGUGCCGAGUGCAAAGCGCUCAUGGACAAGUUCAUUGCCGAGAAGCCUGAAGUCUGGAACGAGGACAUUGGCGAGGAAUAG
This is a messenger RNA of Colletotrichum spaethianum, 450 nucleotides long. Its product is annotated as cytosine deaminase. Bases 1 to 450 code for a protein of 149 amino acids. The record is from RefSeq and is a predicted model, not a curated record. The transcript is spliced from 5 exons. Gene Ontology annotation, molecular function: diaminohydroxyphosphoribosylaminopyrimidine deaminase activity. Gene Ontology annotation, cellular component: cytoplasm; nucleus. NCBI's taxonomy places the organism in Eukaryota, Fungi, Ascomycota, Sordariomycetes, Glomerellales, Glomerellaceae.